AUGCUUCACCCUACUGUUGCCGUUCAACUUUUGAUAUUCACGACUUUGGGCUUCAAUGUGCCUGCCCUUGCUGCCCCAGUUCAUUUGGAUAAAUCUUUGACCGGGCGUGGUGGUACCCAAGUUCUCGGGUACACCGCUGGCACGAAUACGUUCAGUGCACUUACCAAGCCCAACACAGACCUACAGCCGGAGCAUCAGGGGCUUGGCCACUACUACGCAAACGGCGCCAAUCCUACAAUUCUCCUGGAAGAUAGAACCAGCCCCAUUGAUAAUACGGUGUUGAAGGCCCCCCGUUCUGAUAAUGAUCUUCUGAGACCAAUCAGAGAACCUCCUGUGAAAAUCAAACCCUUUGUGGAACUCCCAAAGGGGCCAAUCCCAUCCGCAGAAAAGGACACUAAAGACCUCUCUAUUCUUAUUGAUAAAAGUACAAGCUUCAUAAAUGGGGCUAACUUAGUAAGCGAUGCAAGCACCCAAAUAUUUGGCGCAAGCGCCACAAUACCUGACACAGGCAUUAUUGGGAAUUUUAAAGUUAAAGGCCUGUUCGGCGAAGCACAGUGA
This is a messenger RNA of Rhizoctonia solani, 558 nucleotides long. RefSeq lists its product as uncharacterized. The transcript has 4 exons. Lineage: Eukaryota; Fungi; Basidiomycota; Agaricomycetes; Cantharellales; Ceratobasidiaceae. The record is from RefSeq and is a predicted model, not a curated record. Bases 1 to 558 code for a protein of 185 amino acids.